CACCGAACACGUGCCAGAAACAAACACUAUAAAAUCUCCCGCGUCCCCAGAAAGAGUGUGACUGUAGACUUUCUUUUUCUUCCAUUCCAUUUCCCAUUGUUCGCAACGGUUUUCUGAUUUGUUUGGAUUGCGAGAAAAAAAGAAAAUGUCGAACGAUAUUGGAUUCUUCGACCUCAACACGGGCGCCAAGAUCCCUUCCGUCGGCUUGGGAACAUGGCAGUCCGAUCCUGGCCUCGUCGCUCAAGCCGUCGCUGCGGCCAUCAAGGUUGGUUACCGCCACAUUGAUUGUGCUCAAAUCUAUGGCAAUGAGAAAGAGAUUGGCUCUAUGUUGAAGAAGCUGUUUGAGGAGGGUGUAGUGAAGCGUGAGGAUUUGUGGAUUACAUCUAAACUAUGGAAUACUGAUCAUGCUCCAGAAGACGUACCACUGGCAUUGGACAGGACCUUGAAAGAUUUGCAGCUUGAUUAUGUAGAUUUGUAUCUUAUCCACUGGCCGACUUCAAUGAAGAAAGGAUCAGUUGGCUUUAAUCCUGAAAAUCUUGUGCAACCAAACAUACCUAACACAUGGAAGGCAAUGGAAGCACUCUAUGACUCCGGCAAGGCUCGGGCUAUAGGUGUAAGCAAUUUUUCCACCAAGAAGCUGGCAGAUUUGCUGGCAAUUGCUCGUGUUCCUCCUGCUGUCAACCAGGUGGAGUGUCAUCCUUCAUGGCAGCAGGACAAGCUGCAGGCUUUCUGCAAUUCCAAAGGAGUCCACCUCACUGGAUAUUCACCUUUGGGUUCCCCUGGAACAACCUAUUUUAAAAGUGAUGUCCUUAAGCACCCAAUUAUAAAUAUGGUUGCGGAGAAACUAGGCAAGACUCCUGCACAAGUAGCUCUUCGCUGGGGACUGCAAAUGGGCCAUAGUGUUCUUCCCAAGAGUACUAACGAAACACGGAUAAAGGAAAAUUUUGAUGUUUCUGGCUGGUCUAUACCUGAGGACUUCCUUGCUAAAUUUUCUGAGAUUCAACAGGCAAGAUUACUCAGGGGUACCACAUUUGUCCAUGAAACUUACGGUGCCUACAAAUCUGUCGAGGAAUUAUGGGAUGGUGAAAUCUAAGAAGUCUGUUCUGUAAAUUUGAUAAUUGAAUGGAUCGAGGAGUGAGAGUUCUGUGAAACUGUGAAUCAGUGUACUACUCCUUUGGUUAAGUUCACCCAAUACUGUUUGAUUGUUGACUUGAGCAAAUUUUGUUAAAUUCCUGGGUUGAUGAAACUUUGCAUCAUCACACUCAUCGACA
Molecule: messenger RNA, 1271 nt
Organism: Glycine soja
Lineage: Eukaryota; Viridiplantae; Streptophyta; Magnoliopsida; Fabales; Fabaceae
Product: NADPH-dependent aldo-keto reductase, chloroplastic-like
Exons: 7
Coding region: 146-1093 (315 amino acids)
Cellular component (GO): cytosol
Molecular function (GO): aldose reductase (NADPH) activity
Source: RefSeq, a predicted model, not a curated record